Messenger RNA from Metarhizium brunneum ARSEF 3297, 2052 nucleotides. NCBI's taxonomy places the organism in Eukaryota, Fungi, Ascomycota, Sordariomycetes, Hypocreales, Clavicipitaceae. The record is from RefSeq and is a predicted model, not a curated record.
AUGAAGCACACGCGCGACUCUCGACCAGGCUGGGUGGUGGAUUCAAGUUACGACUGUGUGAGCGAUGUCGCCGUCGCAAGGUUGGCAGAACGGCACCCGGAAUAUGAUCCGAAAGCUGACGAGAGCGUGCAGAUCAAAUGUGACCGCAAGCGCCCCUGUUCAAGAUGUAUCAAAGCAGGAACAGAAUGUGUUCUGCAGGGAACUGGCGAGAAGCAGAGACCAGUAUCUAAAAGCUACGUCCAGGCUCUAGAAGGGCAAAUUAGUGCACUGGAGCAAGUGAUUCGCAAGCUGGCCAUUGCAGAUAGCACGGAAAGAGAUGAGAUUCUUCUAGAGUUGUCUCUGAGCUCGGCGCCCGAGGACGGCGCACCGCUUGACAAAAAGCCUCAGCCAAACCCGACUGGAGACCAUGGCGUUGCGGUUGCUCGGCUGCGCGCUGGACAAUUGAGACGGCCGCGAGAUGGUAACGCGACACAAUUCUUUGGCGGAACCAGUUCGUUUCAAAUUCACUUCUCCAGGGACGAGACUCAGACGACCCCUCGUACGUCAGCCAACAGCGAUGGCACAAUGGUGCAGGCUGAUUGCCAAGUCAACUCGAUGCUGGAAAUGACGGAUCUUGCACUCGAGGAGUCAAGUUCCAGUGGCAGUGGCUGCUUUCAAUAUGCGCCUCAUGACCAAACUUCUCAAACCCUGAUGGCUGCCUUCUUCACGGAGCAGUAUCAGUAUAAUAUGGUGGUUUACCGGGAAUACUUCCUCAGAGACUACGACGUGGGCUCUGGGAGAUAUUAUUCCGACCUGCUGCUCUACUCCAUGUGUUCGCUCUCGGCCCUCCUGUACGACGACUUCUUCAAAUUAUCCGACGUGUUUUCUGGCCAGGCGCAAGCACUGCUCUUUGCAACACUGGACAAGCCCGACCUGACCACACUCCAGGCCCUGAUUCUUCUAGGGCACCGAGAAAUCGCUGUAGGGCAGACAUCUAAAGGAUGGCUCUUUUGUGGCAUGGCUUUUCGACUGGCUCACGAAAUGGGGUUGCACCUCGACCCGAGUAACUGGGAUGCAUCCACGAGCUCCUUCCGCGAUCGGGAGAUCCUCCGUAGGGUCUACUGGGGAAUUUUUAUAGCCGACAAACAGCUAAGCCUGUACUUCGGGCGACCUCCAGCUCUAUACCCCAGCGAGUCGGAUGUGCGAAACACCAUCAGACUACAAUAUCCUCACGACUGGCAAAACUUGUUGGAAACGUAUAUCUGCAGGGGUGCCACGGUACCAGAGUACGAGAACGGCGUGGCGCUGGUUGGUUCCUUUAUAUACCAAGCAGAGCUCUGCAAGAUCAUUCACGUCAUGAUUGCGGAUCUCUUUGAAAACCGGCGAGGGGAUGUUGACCCAGCCAUUGCAGCGGCCAAGUCGCGCAAGAUUCACGUUUCGCUGACAAAAUGGCUUGCGAGCCUGCCAGGAACGCUGCACUGGAAUCAAUGGACAGUAGGACAGGUGCCAUCGCCUGUACUUCACCUGCACAUGUUAUUUCACACCGUCAUGAUCAUCCUCCAUCGCCCACCGUCGAAUAUGUUUGAAAAGCCUGGGAUCUCAGAAAGUGAAGAUGUUGAAAUAUGUUACGAAUCCCUCCCACUGGAUUUUGCACAAACGCUUUCCACGGCCACGGGGGCCGUCAUGAUGAAGCGGUUCUUCCAGAAAUCAUCGUGGGAGGACCCCGAGAUCGAACGGUCGCUGUCUCUGCUGACGGAAGCCAUGGACGAAAUACAAAACAGCCUGCCAUGUGUCAAGGAGAUUCGCGAUUGCGUAAGUGUCGCAAGGCAGUGCCGCGAGACAACUCUGCCUCCAGACGUACCUCUCAAUGCGCCGGACUUGAUGAAUGGGCUUGAGCUUGGCGGUGCUGACGCCACGACGGGGCCGCUGACUAGUUUUGACGACGAACUCGGCACAUUGAUCACCGAUGAGUUUCUGAGUGCUCAGCUUCAGGUCCAGGACGGCAGUGGAUUUGAUUUCGAGCCAUUUGACUUUAACAACCCACCAGAAGGGACGAUCGAUUCGCGGCAAUGA